AAGCAGGGCUGAAGAAAAAAAUGGUCAAACGGUGAACAUGGGAGGAGAAGGUGGGAUUGUGCAGAAGGAAGAAUAGCAGGAGGAAGAGGAGUGUGAGGAAGAGUAGGGACAGAGGAGGAGGAGCAGAAAGAUGCAGCACUACAAGGUUCCACCCCUCCCUGUAUCUGCAGCCCCCACAGCCCCAGGAGUGUUGUCCCCCAACAUGCAGCAGGUGACCAGGGAGGGGGAUCCAUGAUUUUCACAGGACUGAAUCUUGGCGGUUUUGAGCUUUAUUGGGGUAAAUGUUGGUGCUUUGUUUUUUUGCGGGUGCUGAAUCUUUGUAUUUUGGAGGAGAUUUUGUCUGAAUCUUGAUGUUUGGGGAGUUUCUGGUCUGUGUCUUGAGGUUUGGAGGGUUUUUGUGCUGAAAGUUGAUGUUUUAGAGGUUCUUACAGAUACAAGAUGCCAAAUGACUUCCUGAGAUGAACUUGGGCAAGGAGGAACCCCCAGCCCAAGGCGCUCUCCUCUUGUUUUUUCCCCCCAACCAGGGUCUUUCAUUCCUGAGGAGUGAUCGGAUGGAGGAGGAGGAGGAGGAGAAGCCUUGGAGAUGCCGCCUGAGGAGGGGCUGCAAACAAAGCCCAGGGAGCUGCAGGGAGGAAGGACCCCCCCUGUGCCAGGAUGGCGUCUGGAGAUCCAGCCAGAGACCAGAGCUGGGGGAGAAGGCUCAGGCCAGGGAGAAGCGCCACAAGUGCUUGGAAUGUGGGAAGGGUUUCAGCUGCAGCUCCAAAGUGAUCCAGCACCAGGUGAUCCACACUGGGGAAAAGCCCUACAAGUGUAGGGAAUGUGGGAUGAGCUUCAGCCAGAGCUCCAACCUGAGGAAACACCAGAGGAUCCACACUGGGGAACGGCCCUAUGAGUGUGGGGAAUGUGGGAAGAGCUUCAGGCACCGCUCCAGCCUGAUACGACACGAGAGGAUCCACACUGGGGAAAAGCCCUAUGAGUGUGGGGAAUGUGGGAAGAGCUUCAGCCAGAGCUCCCAUCUGUGGCAGCACCAGAGGAUCCACACUGGGGAAAAGCCCUAUGAGUGUGGGCAGUGUGGGAAGAGCUUCAGGAGUAUCUCUGACCUGAUGAGACACCAGGUGAUCCACACUGGGGAACGGCCCUACACCUGCUUGGAAUGUGGGAAAAGCUUCGGGCUGAGCUCCACCCUUAGAUAUCACCAGCUCAUCCACACUGGGGAGAGGCCCUACAAGUGUCCCAAGUGUAAGAAGAUGUUUCAGACCAGCUCCACUCUCCUCAGACAUGAGCAGAUUCACACAGAUGAGAGGCCCUUCUGCUGCCCUGACUGUGGGAAGAGCUUCAACCGCAAUUCCACCCUCAUCAGGCACCGGCGCAUCCACACUGGGGAGAGGCCCUAUGAGUGUCCCCAGUGUGGGAAGAAAUUUUCUAGGAGCUCAGCCUUGACCAAACACCAACGGAGGCACCAGUAAGGGAAGCCCUACAGGAAGUGUGGGAAGAGCUCCAUGUGCUGCUCCAGCUCCAUCCCCCAUGGGAGGAUUGGUGUUGGAUGAUCCCCAGUGACCUCUGUUGGGCAUGGUCAACAUAGGCUGACCAACACCCUAUUCAGUCUCAUAAUCUGAAGGUCGUGAGUUCGAUCCUCACAUGGGGCACCAUUUGUAAUUUUUCUUUUUUUGUCUCUUUUGGGUUGAAUUUUCUGUGGAUAUAUCUUUUCUCUAGUCUCUCAGCUUCUUUUGGGCUGAAUUCUUCUGGGAUCUUCUCUCGUGGGGAGUCUCACUUAUCUUAGUCUUUAUUAUUCGAAGAAAACUCCUGAGCUCGUUAGAAUUUUGUUUCUCAUGUUUAUUAACAGGUGAUCACAAAACUUGACAGAUUUCUUCAGGCUGGUUACAAGGUUAAUUUUUGCAAUUUGGCACAUUUCUUUCUUCUGAUGGUACAAACAAGGCUUUGUGGCACACAUCGUGUCUAAUGCACAAAAUGGCUUCAAACUAUGCAGUUCUUUUAUCUUUAUACUUAUUUUUAUCUAAUUAACAGUAGAUACAUAUAUUUUUCUUAAUGACUUAAUGACUCAUCACCUCUGUGAUGUACUGCGGCAUUUUCUAUUUAAUUACUUACUAUUACUCAAAAACUUCUAGGACAAGAACAUGAAGAAGAAAGAAGGGACAAGGGACAACACCUUAAAUUCUCUAUCUUGUCUCUUGUUC
Molecule: messenger RNA, 2195 nt
Organism: Cyanistes caeruleus (blue tit)
Lineage: Eukaryota; Metazoa; Chordata; Aves; Passeriformes; Paridae
Source: RefSeq, a predicted model, not a curated record